Molecule: messenger RNA, 1269 nt
Organism: Nicotiana attenuata
Lineage: Eukaryota; Viridiplantae; Streptophyta; Magnoliopsida; Solanales; Solanaceae
Exons: 1
Coding region: 1-1269 (422 amino acids)
Source: RefSeq, a predicted model, not a curated record
AUGACAACUGUUAGGACUUUAAUUGGAAUAGCAGUAAAGAAGGCCUGGAAUAUUUUUCAACUAGAUGUGAAUAAUGCUUUCCUUCAUGGAGACCUCCAUGAGGAGGUUUACAUGGAAGUACCUCAAGGUCUAGCUGUUGAUAGGUCAAAUUUAGUGUGCAAAUUGAACAAGUCCUUGUAUGGCUUGAAACAAGCAAGUAGGCAAUGGUAUGAGAAGUUAACUGAAGCUCUCUGUUCCAAAGGAUACACACAUUCUCUGCUAGAUUAUUCUCUGUUCUACAAAAAGAAUGGAAGUUCAAUGGUGUUUGUAGCUGUCUAUGUAGAUGAUGUUCUAGUGACAGGGACUGAUUUGAAAGAAAUAGGUGCUCUAAAGAGGUAUCUACAUGAGACCUUCAGAAUAAAAGACCUAGGCAGACUACACUAUUUUCUGGGUUUAGAAAUUCUAUACAAAGAUAAUGGGGUAUUAAUAUCACAAAGAAAGUUCACAAUGGAUCUACUGUCAGAAUUUGAUUGUAUGAAGUAUUCUGCAUUAACCUCUCCAUUGGAUCCCUCAACUAAGCUGAGUGCAAAUGAAGGGCCCCUGCUUCCUGAUCCCUCACAUUUCAGGAAACUAGUGGGCAAGUUGAACUACCUAACCAAUACCAGACUUGACAUAUCAUAUAGUGUGCAAUGUUUGAGUCAGUUUAUGCAAAGUCCUAGGGAGCCACACUUGAGAGCUGCUUAUCAUGUACUGAGAUACCUCAAAGGUGAUCCAAAUUUAGGAAUCUUCCUGUAUAAUAGCAAUGAUUACAUAAUUCAAGCAUUUUGUGACUCAGACUGGGCAGCCUGCCCUGAUUCAAGAAAGUCAGUCAGUGGCUAUGUUGUGCUACUAAGGGAUGGUCCAAUCAGCUGGAAAUCAAAGAAACAACAGACCAUAUCACUAUCCUCAGUAGAAGCAGAAUAUAGAGCUGCUAGACAAGCUGUUGGAGAGUUAGUUUGGCUACUUAGAUUGCUUGCAGAGUUGGCAGCUCCCUUGACACUACCUGUUCAAGUCUUUUGUGAUAGUCAAGCAGCAAUUCACAUAGCCAAGAAUCCUGUAUUCAACGAACGCACCAAACACAUAGAGGUGGACUGUCACUUUGUGCGUGAUCAAAUGCACGAAAGGACCAUUACACUGCAUCACAUUUCCACAAAUGAUCAACUGGCAGACAUCUUCACAAAGCCCCUCACAGGAGUAAAACAUUGCAAUUUACUUAGCAAGUUGGCUGUGAGUCCCUCCCUUCCAACUUGA